This is a messenger RNA of Colossoma macropomum (tambaqui), 1242 nucleotides long. RefSeq lists its product as uncharacterized. The record is from RefSeq and is a predicted model, not a curated record. The transcript is spliced from 5 exons. NCBI's taxonomy places the organism in Eukaryota, Metazoa, Chordata, Actinopteri, Characiformes, Serrasalmidae. The coding region runs from base 106 to 894 and encodes 262 amino acids.
GUCGGCUGAACGUGACGAGAAGAUGUUCAGCCGUUCGAAUGUCGCCAGUUUCACGCUCUUCUACAAGAAACGAUUCGGGUGAAUUUUGGGAAAAUAAACUUAUUUAUGAUGAGUCUGGCCAAGCUGUCCCGUCUGAACCAAAAGCGCAGGAUUCAGAGGAAGGUGAAGCAGCAGCUGCUGGACAUUAGCAGGCGUGUGUGUGCCUCACCAGUCAGUGCCCAGAGAGAGGAGAAUGAGGCGCUCUCUCCAGUUCAGAGCCUGUUAAAGCCGCUUCCUCCAGUCUGCCCUGCCUCACAGUCUGCCUUUCCAGCUGUUCAAAGUAAUGUAGGUUCCUCUCAGGAACCACAAGUGACUGCUUACUUUAGAGAAGCUCUGAUUCAGGUGCUCACAUGUGUGGAACAGUUGAAGAGUCAGAUAUCUGACCUGAAUCGGAAGGUGGACAUGCUGCUCCUGCAGAACAGCUCUCUGCUGAGUGAUGAUGAGGAUGAGGAAGAUGUCCAGGCUGGUUUGCCACUGCAGACGUUCGAGGAUGUGGAAGUGCUGGAACAGAAACUGCAAGAUGAGACGUACAACAAGCUACUGUGCAGGAGGUUGUCUUUGAUUGGUGGAGCUGACCUGAGGAACACAGUGUGGAGGUUGUUACAAGCAGUAAUGACCAAUGCACUAGCAUGUCAUUACAACUGGGCUGGACGAGGGGGUGUAAAGAGAGCCUUCAGUGGGCUGGCCCUGCGAGCUCUCAUCUGUAGAGCAGCGAGGGUUAACUUCAGCAAUGCUACAGACGACCAGAUUGGAAACCUAAUAAAGAACUGGCUCCGUUUGGCCAGGGACAGAGAUGGAGGGAGGAGGAAAAGAAGCAUCAGUGCUGUUCAGUACAACUCAACUCUUCAACUCUGAGUUUGUGUCAGUGGCACACAGAGUCCUGUUUACAUUCACUCUAAAAUGAGUUUGAACAUUACUCAUAUGUGUUGUGUAGGAGGGGGAUAUACCUGAACAUGUUGAUGUUUGGUUUCAGUGUUAUUUACCUUGGUCCUCGUGGUGAGGGUGAGGCAAAAGUUGUUGCAAUCAUUUCAGAAAUAUUGCAGCAGUAUUUUGUAUUUUCUGCUAAUUUAAAUUAUACAUUUAAAAAUACAAAAGCAACCUUUGAGGUUUCAGAUAUGUUUAGUGUGGCUUGUUCAAAACACAAAGCAACCUUUCGCUGUUGUCGGAAGAAAACCUAGUAUCUCCAUUUUUGCCGUUUUUCAG